Messenger RNA from Paramecium octaurelia, 1482 nucleotides. NCBI's taxonomy places the organism in Eukaryota, Ciliophora, Oligohymenophorea, Peniculida, Parameciidae. The record is from the annotation of a GenBank genome assembly.
AUGCUUCGUCUAGCUUUUAAGCAAUUAUCACGUCAAUCUUUCUCAUAAAAAUUGAAAAUCUACGAACUAUUAUUCGAAAGAGGUUUACAAUUCUUUAAUCUAAGUACCACACAAUAUAUAAUACUCUAGAUCAAUAUUAAAACGCAAUUGAUUAAUUUGAGACUUGCAUGUCUGUGUUUGCUGACGCCAAACAGUCUAAACGAUGGGAGGAUACUAAAUUCGAAGAUUUGAAUUGUAGACACUACCCAGAGCAAUAAUAAAUAAAAGGUAUACAUUUUAAUUAAGUUUGCUUUUAAGACCUUUGGAAAAGGUUAUUCGAAUUGAUGGGUAAAUGCUAUUAUGUUUUGCAUGAACAAGCAGCUUGCACUAAGAUGUGCGAUUAUUGGUAAUAAUUGAAUCCUCUGUGUGCAGGGGCCUUUAUUUUAAGAGCUUAGGUACUAAACUUUUAGAUAAAUUAGUCUCGGUUUUUAUCAGAGUAGGUAACUCAAUUGGAUUGUUAAAUGAUUUGCAAGGAUCUCCAAUUCGCCCAGCAGUUGGAUCCUCUCAAUGAAGGCAUAGCAAAAGUCUACGAGAUGGUUAAAACAUAAUUGAAAAGGUUCGAAGAGCAGGACAGCGACAAAGAAUUAUACGAUCAAUAAGACACAACUCAAUAUGAUGUCUAUGAGGAUGAAGAGUUGCCUCAGGAUUUCAUGGCCUAAUUUGCAUAUCAAGACAACGAUUAAGAGCUUAGCUAUGAGUUGGACCCAAAGAAACCUAUACCCAAGGAAGUUUAGGAAUUAGGGCGAUUCAUCGAAACCAGAGGAAUGGAAAUGGUGAAGACCUUUUAAUAGAAUGGGCAGAUAAAAGAAGCAGAAGACUUAAAGGAUAAACUACAAAAGGCAUUGAUAGCCAAGAAACAACUAGAGAAGAUAUCUCAAUUGGAUUUUAAUAGGCCCAAGAAAGUAUUGUGUAUAGCUAUUUAUCAAAGAAGUUAUAUCAAUUUGCUCAAAAGUUUGGUAUAGAUCUGUUGGACCCACAUGUGCAGAAUGAAUUUAAGAGAAUUUAAGAGUAAAACUUGGAAGACAUUCGGGAAUGGCUAAAGCAGAAUUAAUGGAACUUUGUGGAUAAGGCAACUCAGAUUCAAUAACAAGAGAAAGCUCGAUAAGAAUUGGCUAAGCUGUAAUUCAAGAGGAAGGUGAUACCUUAAAAGGUAAUUAAAUUAGAUAAGUAAUUUUGUUAGCAUGCAAAGCAUAAAUGCGUUAAGAAGGUUGCCUUAUCCAUGCAUUAAAAUAGUCCAAGUCCAUUGAUGAUGAACAAGAAUGUCUCAAGUGAAUUAAGUAGUUCUUAAUUGAAUAAUUCAAGUAAUAUUUAGAGUGUAUGUAUUUCAUAGCUUAAGGUGAUGAUGAACCUAUUUGUAAUUUGAAUUGUAUUAUAAACUUCUCUAUUCUGCUGCUAGCGACAACAACAAUAAUAUCGACAAUUUAUUAUUCAUUCUUAGGAUGA